AUGGGAGCUGACCAGACUGAAGUCCCCUGUGGUGUAGUUGUUCAAGCACGCAUCACAGGUGGUAGCAGUGCAACUCCUGGUCAGUGGCCCUGGCAGGUCAGCAUCAACUAUGAUGGCGUCCAUGUGUGUGGCGGGUCUCUUGUGUCUGAGCAGUGGGUGCUGUCAGCUGCUCACUGCUUCCCCAGGGAACACUAUCACACUGAUUAUGAGAUAAAGCUGGGGGCCCACCAGCUAGACUCCUACAGCCCCGAUACGGUGGUCCGCGGAGUGGCAGAGAUCAUCACCUACCCCACCUACCAACAGGAGGGCUCAGAGGGCGACAUUGCACUGCUCCACCUAAAUCAACCCGUCACAUUCUCCCGCAAUAUCCGGCCCAUCUGCCUCCCUGCAGCCAAUGCUUCCUUCCCUAAUGGCCUCCAUUGUACAGUCACUGGAUGGGGCCAUGUGGCUCCCUCAGUGAGUCUCCAGGUCCCCAGGCCACUGCAGCAACUUGAAGUGCCACUGAUCAGUCGUGAGACAUGUAAUUGCCUAUACAACAUUGAUGCCAAGCCUGAAGAGCCUCACUUUAUCCAGCAGGACAUGCUGUGUGCUGGCUAUGUGAAUGGGGGCAAGGAUGCCUGCCAAGGUGAUUCUGGAGGCCCACUCUCCUGCCCUGUGGAGGGCCUCUGGUACCUAGCCGGCAUUGUGAGCUGGGGUGAUGCCUGUGGAGCCCCCAACAGGCCUGGUGUGUAUACUCUGACUUCUAGCUAUGCCUCCUGGAUCCACUCCAGAGUGCGAGAACUCCAGCCUCAUGUGGUACCCCAAAUCCAAGAGUCCCAGCCGGAUGGCAACCUCUGCAACCAAAGUCUAGCCUUCAAUUCUGCCCCAGCACAGAGUUUGCUAGGUCCUAUUCGCCUGCUGCCGCUGGGCUUGAUCCUGGGCCUCUUCUGCUCUUGGCAUGAGCUCUAA
Messenger RNA from Urocitellus parryii (Arctic ground squirrel), 948 nucleotides. The record is from RefSeq and is a predicted model, not a curated record. Lineage: Eukaryota; Metazoa; Chordata; Mammalia; Rodentia; Sciuridae.